GGCGCGGCCGGGAGCGCCGCGCGCCGGGAGCGGGGCGGCGGGCGCCGGGGCUGGCAUGGCGUGGCCCUGCAUCAGCCGCCUGUGCUGCCUGGCGCGGCGCUGGAACCAGCUGGACCGCUCCGACGUGGCGGUGCCGCUGACCCUUCACGGUUACUCGGACCUCGACAGCGAGGAGCCGGGCCCGGGCGGCGCCGCCUCGCGCAGGGGCCAGCCUGCCGCUGGCGCCCGGGAUCCCGGUCGGGACGUGCCGCUCACUCAAUACCAGCGGGACUUCGGCUUGUGGACGACGCACGCCGGGCCCAAGGAUCAGCAGCCGGGGCGCGGACCGGGGGCAGGCGGCCGCAGGAGCAAAUCCUCCGCGCAGUCCUCUGCGCCACCUGCGCCCGGCGCCCGCGGGGUCUACGUGCUGCCCAUCGGCGACGCGGACGCGACUGGAGCAGCGACCACGUCGUACAGACAGGAAUUCCAGGCUUGGACUGGAGUGAAGCCCUCAAGAGCCACAAAGGCAAAACCAGCCCGAGUCAUCACAACCCACACUUCGGGAUGGGACAGCAGCCCUGGGGCCGGCUUCCAGGUCAGCCUGAAGCUGGUGCGGCAGAGGUGUCCCAGAGGUGAGGAAGAAGUUCACUCCUAACCCCUCCGCCAUCUUUCAGGCCUCAGCUCCCCGGAUUCUCAACGUGUGACUGCCUGCACCGUGACACCGUGGCUGCUGACAGGAGAGGGCUGGGGAGCCGCCUCAGGACCCACUACCGUGGGGCUGGGCGAGAGCAUGGCAUGGGCCCCUCCAGGAGGGCACAGCCCCUCUCAAAGCUGUCACCAGGGCCGACGUGCUGGUGUGGGGCAGAUGCAUCGAUGGACUUGGCACACCCAGCUCAGCUCAGCCUCAAGCGUCCUCUUGAGAAGCCUGUGGAAGGCUCCCGCGUUCGUAACUGCCAUCUGUCCAUCUCUGGGUUUUGAAAUCAGAGGAGCCUGAGGAGCAAGUCAGUUGGGAACCGAAUUGGUCCAUGGAAGCUAAGGAAUGUGGACACAUCCGGCCCUUGAAAGAACCAGUUAUGUCCACUUUUGGUGGAUUUCCCAGGAUGCAUGAGCACUUGAUUAAUUUUAUAACCUAUGGUGAGACCCUUGGCUCUUCCUACAAAUGGCCCCUGCAGUUGAAGCUGUAGGAAUCUUGGGCCAUCACCUGCAUGACUCAUGGUGAUGCUGAGUAUCCAGGAGGAAAUUUCUGGAAGAAACAGACCGUCAGUCACGGACUUCCACUUCACAGACCUCCUUAUGGCCAAGAUGAGCCUCAUGUUUUAACAAAACAUUUCUUGGGAUUGAAUGAAUCACAUUUACCUUGUGGUAGGUGUCUAAAGACUGCAUCUACAUUUUAUUACUAAUUAUUUCCCCCCCUAACAUAAGGAUGACGAGAAGGACACUACCAUACACACUGGCUAAGAACGGGGACUGUUUUUGGGAAGGUGGCAUUGUCUCAUUCCCUGAAAUACCUUCAAAUGUCAUCGACACCAACCCUUCCCCUUCUGUCUACCCUGCUCACAUGUACAGUGACAGGGAACUCACCACCUUUUGAAGAGGCAGUUCAUUUUCUUUGCAAAGCUCUCUCCUAACUUUCUCCGUAAAUUCCAGCCAGCAUGGCCACAUGGGUCACGCCUGGUCCCUUUUGCACAGCAGCCCUUCACACAUUUGAAGGGUCUACAUCCCUUUUUAAAGCUUAGAGGCACAAGCUCAGGACCGUCUUCAGUAAGGAAAUUUGUGGAUUUCCCUUUGGAUCUUUCUUCCUCUCCGGCCCACAAGUGGCUCUAGUCUGACGAGCAUUUAAGCUGCAGAUGGUGGCACUCCACUCGGGUCUCAGAGCCACCAGACGUGCAGGUGGGACAGUGGUUCCAGCUCAGGCUGCCUGUCAGCGUCCCUUCCAGGUGCUAGCCCUGGCAGGCAUAGCCCUCCCCUCAUGCCAGCAAAGGAAAUGCUGAGAGGCUCACUUUAAAGAAGUCCAAACCGUGUGCUUAUCCAAGGGGUUCUGCUAUUUCAGACUUCACGGCUUGCAUGUUUGAUUUUUCUAAGAGAAAAGAGGCUGCCUGCUGGGUGUCUGUGGAAAUGAGAUUAAACUGUACAAUCUCAGUUUUACUAAAAUGCAAAAAUGUACAGUUUCAAUUUCUUAAAUUGUAAACACGAGUUUU
Molecule: messenger RNA, 2177 nt
Organism: Cercocebus atys (sooty mangabey)
Lineage: Eukaryota; Metazoa; Chordata; Mammalia; Primates; Cercopithecidae
Gene: MAP6D1
Product: MAP6 domain containing 1
Exons: 3
Coding region: 56-634 (192 amino acids)
Biological process (GO): microtubule cytoskeleton organization; regulation of microtubule cytoskeleton organization; cytoskeleton-dependent intracellular transport
Cellular component (GO): microtubule; Golgi-associated vesicle; cis-Golgi network
Molecular function (GO): calmodulin binding; microtubule binding
Source: RefSeq, a predicted model, not a curated record